GAGAGCUCAUCGGGCACACGGACAGGAUCUCCGGAUUCGCGUUUUGCCACUGCCCCGGGCAGGGCAGCCUCUGCGCCAGCAGCUCCGACGACGGCAGCGUCAAAGUCUGGGACACGGAGGCCCUGGCUCCCGUGGCGGAGUACAGCCUGCACCAGAACACCAUCUCGGCAUUGCACUGGUCACCCCUUGUGAAAGAUUUGAUUGUAUCUGGUGAUGAAAAAGGUAUAAUUGUUUGUUACUGGCAUAACAGAAGCGACAGCCAGCAGUUCUUCCCAGAGCCUCGGACAAUUUUUUGUCUCACUUGUUCUCCUCACCAUGAAAAUCUGGUGGCGAUUGGCUACAAGGAUGGCAUGGUGGUCAUAAUUGAUAUCAGCAAGAAAAGAGAAGUUCUUCAUCGGCUGAGAGGCCAUGACGAUGAAAUACAUUGUCUGGCAUGGUGCCCUGUGCCUGGUGAAGAAAGGUUACCUGCUUGGCAAGAUGAGCUCCAAGUUCCUUCAGAGGAAGGCAAAGUUCCAAAUGGGGAACUGACACAGGACACAGCCGUGAAGAAAGGAUGUUACCUGGCUUCAGGAAGCAAAGAUCAGACCAUACGAAUAUGGAGCUGUACUAGAGGCAGAAGUGUAAUGACUUUGAAGUUGCCACCCAUGAAGAGAAGAGGUGGAGCUGUUGAUCCUGCCAUUAAGGAGCGCAUUUGGCUGACAGUUCAUUGGCCUUCUGGUCGUUCCACAGAAAUUGUAUCCAGCUGUUUUGGAGGAGAACUGCUACUCUGGGAUUUGACCCAAUCUGGAAAACGCAAGUGGACUCUUCUAGGAUCUUCCGAAGGACAAAAUCACUCCCGCAUUGUGUUCAAUCUGAGUUCUGUGAAGCGUCAGGACAAAGAGCUCCUUUUUUCCAUUUCAAUGGACAGAGAUGUGAAGUGCUGGGACCUAUCCACUCUCGAUUGUAGCUGGACCAUGCCCUCACUUGGGGGAUUUGUGUACAGUCUUGCCUUCUCCCCUGUGGACACAGGCUGUCUUGCCAUCGGUGUUGGAGACAGCAUGAUCCGAGUGUGGAAUACUUUGUCCAUGAACAAUAUUUAUGAUGUUAAAACCUUCUGGCAAAGCAUAAAGUCCAAGGUUACAGCAUUAUCCUGGCAUCCAACUAAGGAAGGCUGCUUGGCUUUUGGAACAGAUGAUGGAAAAGUUGGCAUAUUUGACACCUUCUCCAGCAGUGCUAAGAAUAAGCCACCACAGAUCUCCAGUACUUACCACAAGAGGACUGUAUACACGUUAGCCUGGGGGCCUCCAACUCCUCCUUUGUCUCCUGGAGGAGAAGGUGAACAGCCCUCUGUAACUUUAUAUAGUUGUGCUGGAGAAGGUAUUGUUUUUCAACACAACCCCUGGAAGCUUAAUGGAGAGGCAAAUGACAUUAAUAAAGUCAUCCGAGACACUAAUUCAAUCAAACACAAACUGCCUGCGCGUACAGAGAUCAGCUGGAAACCAGAUGGCAAACUCUUGGCUCUUGGCAAUGAAGAUGGCUCAAUUGAAGUAUUUCAGGCGCCAAAUUUGAAGUUGCUCUGCACUAUCCAGCAGCAUCAUAAACUGAUUAAUGCUAUUCGUUGGCAUCAUGAGCAUGGGACCCAGCCAGAGCUGAGUUACUUGAUAGCUUCAGGCUCAAUCAAUGCUACUAUUUAUGUGCAUAAUCUGAAGAGUGUCAUAGAGAGCACUUCAGAAAGUCCUUUGACCAUAACAGAACCUUUCCGAACUCUGGCUGGGCACACAGCUAAAAUCACAAGUCUUUCUUGGAGCCCCCACCAUGAGGGAAGAUUGGUAUCUGCUUGCUAUGAUGGCACUGCACAGGUAUGGGAUGUUAUGAAGGAAGAGCCACUCUGCAACUACCGAGGGCACCAGGGCCGGCUACUCAGUGUCCAGUGGUCACCAGUGGAUUCAGAUUCUGUUUACACAGGAGCAGAUGAUUUUUCUGUUCACAAAUGGCACAUCUCAAAGCAGGAGCAUACACGGCCUCCUCAGGGCAAAAAGAGUAUAGAAUUAGAGAAAAAAAGAAGUAUGCAACCAAAAGUCAAAACCAAGAAGAAGAAAAAUCCUACAGGAAAGAGUCCAGCCAAGCAGGAUCUAAGUGAUGCCAUGAAUGGAGAUGAGAGCACGAAGGAAAUGUUGCUAGACGAAAAUGGAGUGUCGGACCAUGAAGGAGAAAAAGCAGCUCAGGAGGCAGAGUUGCCUGAUAAAGUCUCCAUGACUGUGUCCAAGGAUACAUCUUCAUCUGCAUACGAUUAUUCUUCAUUCAGCUUGCCAAAGCCUUUUUUGACCCAGAAAGCCACUCCCGUGAAAAAGGAUCCACCAAAAGAGAAACCAACUCCUGAUGCCUCUCUGAAGAAAAGGAAGCCUCGUUCUAUUCUGCCCUUCAGCACAUUCAUGGAUCACAGAUCAAAAGAUGAACUGCAUCAGGACUGCUUGAGGCUGGCUGCAUGUCUGAAAACCAAAGAUAAUAAUGAAGAUGUGUCCCCUGACCUCAAAGAUUGCCUCCACUUGGGGCUGUUCACAGACAGGGCUUCUCUGCACAAGAUGAUUGAUGUGGAAGGAAAACAUCACUUGGAGAAUGGGCAUCCAGAGCUCUUUCAGCAGCUCAUGCUGUGGAAGGGAGAUAUGAAGGGUGUCCUCCAGGCAGCUGCCGAGAGGGGAGAGCUAACAGACCAGCUGGUAGCAAUCUCGCCCAUGGUUGGAUAUCAGGCCUGGGUUUGGACAGUAGAAGCCUUUGCGAAGCAGCUGUGUUUUCAGGAGCAAUAUGUGAAGGCUGCCUCCCACCUCCUGUCCAUCCAUAAAGUGUACGAGGCUGUCGAGCUCCUGAAAGUGAACCAUUUUUACAGGGAAGCAAUUGUAAUUGCUAAGGCCAGGUUGCGUCCAGAAGACCCAAUUCUCAGGGAUCUCUACACCAGCUGGGCAGCUCUGUUAGAGAAAGAUGGUCAUUAUUCCAUGGCUGCCAAAUGUUAUUUGGGGGCUUCCUCAUCCUAUGAUGCAGUUAAGGUGUUGGCAAAAAAGGGGGAUGUGACAUCCCUUAAAACUGCUGCUGAGCUUGCACUGAUAUCUGGAGAGGAGGAGUUGUCAGCAACUUUGUCUUUCAGAUGUGCCCAAGACCUGCUGUUAUCCAGGAACUGGGUGGGAGCUCAGGAAGUCCUUCAGCAACAUAAAACUUUAUUUGGACAAAGACUUGUUUUCUGCCUUAACGAACUGCUUUGCAAGUGCCUUAGUGAAAGAAAUCCCUGUGACCGAAAAAGCCCUGUGCCUCCCUGUUAUCACAGCUGGGAGCUGAACAGAGAGGCCUCAUUUUUUGACAUGGUAAUAGAAGUGUGGCACAAUGUAUUGGGCAUGGACACCACUGAACAAGCUACGUGUGCAGAGGAGCAGCUGCGCGGUAUUAAGCAUCCUCCUUCUACCAGUAACACACACCCAAAGCAGGUGCUUUUCCAUAUCUCCCAUGACCUGACCCUUGCAGCCCUGAGCCAUCAGACUGCUACUUGGGAUGAGGCAGUGAAAAGUAUUCUUGGAGCUGUGACCCGCAGUUAUGACGCUGGUAAUUUCACUCUGAUGCAAGAGAUUUGCGGUAUCAUCCUUCCUGAAG
Messenger RNA from Phaethon lepturus (White-tailed tropicbird), 3615 nucleotides. RefSeq names its product gem (nuclear organelle) associated protein 5 (gene GEMIN5). The record is from RefSeq and is a predicted model, not a curated record. NCBI's taxonomy places the organism in Eukaryota, Metazoa, Chordata, Aves, Phaethontiformes, Phaethontidae. The transcript has 24 exons. The annotation marks the transcript as partial. Gene Ontology annotation, molecular function: protein binding.